GCCGUGGUCGCUAAAUUCACCCCGUGGGAAUGUGGACCAAGCAGGUUUUUUUGUCCACAUUUUAUGUGCCCACUAGCUAGCUAAACAUCAGGAUUUCGAGUGCCGACCUCUAUCGAUAUCAUCAUCACUACAUCAUGCCCUAUCAAGACCACAGCAUCAGCUCGUUGUGGAAAAGAGAGUUCAAUGAAACGAUAGCUGAUCUCGACGAUAACUUGAGCCCGCGACGAGCCGCGGAGAGUCUUCGAUUUGUCAUUGGGACGGGGCUCCUGGCCUUGGAUGACAUCCAGAAUGAACCAGAGAAGUUCUUCUUGGCGCAUCGAAUGCUGGCCAAGCACGCUCAUCGAAUUGGUUCCGGCUUUUGUGCUCGAUUUGCGCUUCACUACAACCUGUUUGCGGGAUCUGUCAUGGCAUUGGGCUCUCCACAACAAGCAAAGCAGUUUGUUCUACGAAACGAGAUCCGCCCCUCACUAGGAUGCUUUGCGCUUACAGAACAACGGGCAGGCGACCAAAGUAGUUUCAUGGUUGACACUGUUGCCGAACUAUCGCAAGACGAGAAAUCGUUCGUACUCCACACGCCGUACGACACUGCCGCCAAGACUUGGAUAGCUCAAGGCCUGGUUGCAGACGAAGCUAUUGUCAUUGCCAACAUGAUCGUACACAACCAUUCGUACGGCCCUCAGGCGUUCCUUGUGAGGUUGAGGGAUGAAAAAACUGGUGAGCUCCUUGACCGAAUAACCAUGCUUGACAUGGGCCCCAGGCCUGAAGAUGGUGGACUGGACUUGAACAAUGCGAGGAUCACAUUUGAUCACUUGCGAAUUCCACUGUCAUGCCAUCUGUGCCGCUAUCUAAAAAUCCAAAACGGCACAGUACGCCACCCUCUUGCCAAGAAGAUUCGAAUCAUGGAUAUCAUCGGGCAGCGCACGUAUACUGGCCGACUCACUGCGGCACAGUCCGCCCUGACCUACACUAGAAGGAAGCUGGAACGAACCUCCAACAGGAUGGAGGGCAGAAUGUGUUGGACUCCACUGGUGACGAGCAACCGGCAACAAUCUAGAACCCGUAAGAUCAGUCCAAGUGGCGGCGGCGCCAACCUUCAAGUGAGCAAGGCUUUUCUAUCACAUGCCUUUGUGACGCUGGACAACUUGGAUUCGUUGGCUGCUAAGAUUGAAGCUGAGCUCUGCCAGUGCCAACUUAGAGCCAUCACACCUAAGGAUCGGCUCCAACAGGCAAUUGCGGUAGCCAAAGUUGAAGCGGUGGAGACCUGCAUCGAAAUUUGCGCUUCGUUGCACGAUCAGCAAAACGACCCGCACAAGGGAGAAGAUUUCCUACUGUGUUGCAAGUAUGCAGAGGGUGACAGUCACACGCUGAUGCAGAAAAUGGCCCGUGAUCUCGCUCGGACCGGUGGUGAGGGUUCCAACUGGCAGGUCAAGGCAGCUUUGGAUGACCUCAAGCAAGAAAUGAUCUAUGUUCAAAUGGGAUCUGGAUGCAAGACGAUGCAAGCAUGGGAGAGGUGCGGCGAGCAAGUGUACACGGUUGCAGAGGCUCACAUUGAAAGCGUCCUGCUGAGUUACGGGUGCCUGGUAAAUGGCCAGAACAAGCCUUGAGGUCUCCAAAGCACUAACGUCCCAUAUUGCACCUGCAGACUGAGUGCCAACCGAGCCCAUGAAACACUCCUGCUGGUGUCAAUCCAUGUAUCAUUUAGUUCUCAAUAAGGAUAGCUACCAGUAUAUUAC
This is a messenger RNA of Seminavis robusta, 1733 nucleotides long. The record is from the annotation of a GenBank genome assembly. Lineage: Eukaryota; Bacillariophyta; Bacillariophyceae; Naviculales; Naviculaceae.